AGACGUCUCUGUGAGAGUAGCUGUCUAACACAGCUUCUCAUUGCGAAAAGUACUGACAGUUAGCUAGUAAUACGAAAUGAACGAGCGUAACGUUACUUGGCUAGCGUUAAUAAAAAGUAGGAGGACAUUUUACACAGCGGCCCGGUUCGGUGUUUGGAUUUAACGUUGAGGAUCAGAACCAGAACUUGUUACCAUGACGACGUCUAGGGUAGCUUGCAAUGAGCUGGAUUUGAACCCUACGGAAGCCCUGAGAGUCAAGUAGAAGAGUCUUUUUUGCUAGGAUGAUUUUUAUAAUUUUUGGGUUUGUUUUUAUUUUCAUCUGUGGAAACCAGCCAUGAGAGGUGUAAUGCGAGCUCCACUGAGGUGGGUGCUAUGGGAUGUGAAGGAUACCCUACUGAAGGUGCGUUCCUCUGUGGGAGAACAGUACUGCAAGGAGGCUGAACGAAUGGGCUUGAGCCUCAGUCCUGCUGAGGUUGAUGCUGCUUUCCUCGAGGCAUAUCAACGUUAUUCCAGCAGAUACCCAAACUAUGGCAUCACGCAGGGUCUGGGUGGACAGUCUUGGUGGAUGGGGGUGGUGCGAGACACUUUCUCCCAGUGCAGGGUGCGGGACCCAGCCCUGCUAAAUACAAUGGCUCACAACCUUUAUCAUAAUUUCAGCAAUGCAGAGAACUGGGAGGUAUUUCCAGACUCAAAGAAGGCCCUGGAGAGUUGUUGUUCUCUAGGACUGAAGCUGGGUGUAGUAUCCAACUUUGACAGCCGCUUGGAAGCCAUUUUGCAUGUUUGUGGCCUGCUGUCUCACUUCACCUUUUUGAUAACAUCAGAGGAAGCAGGUGUAGCAAAGCCCAGCCCAGUCAUCUUUGAUCAGGCACUGCAGAAAUGUGGUGUGCCAGCUGCCAGCGUAGCUCAUAUUGGGGAUCAUUAUGUGAAUGAUUACCUCGCCUCUCGGUCUGUGGGCAUCCACGGGUUCCUAUUAGACAGACACAAAAAGCAUAACCAUCCUGAUGUUCCUCGAGAGCAUCAGCUCACCUCCCUGCAGGAGGUGCCAUCAUGGCUUCAGCAGCACAUGGAUUAAUGCCAAACAGCCAUAGGCUCAUGUGCAAAGCUACUCAGUCUAACUGUGGUUCAGUCAAGGUACUCAUUGCUGGGAAACUUCCACUUCAUCGCUCUUCACAUAACAGAUUCCAGAGAUUACAAAAAAAAUCCUGAGUAUUAUAUAAUCUGUACGUACAGCGUGUAAUUAUCAUGCAUUUUUACUGUAAAUAAACUGGGAACAAUAUCAAUUAAUUGCA
Messenger RNA from Xiphias gladius (swordfish), 1289 nucleotides. RefSeq names its product haloacid dehalogenase-like hydrolase domain containing 3 (gene hdhd3). The record is from RefSeq and is a predicted model, not a curated record. NCBI's taxonomy places the organism in Eukaryota, Metazoa, Chordata, Actinopteri, Istiophoriformes, Xiphiidae. The coding region runs from base 335 to 1072 and encodes 245 amino acids. The transcript has 4 exons.